AUGUCAGUACCACAACAGCCAAAAGGUCGGGGACGUCCUAGACGACAGGUUCCAGAAAUUAGGUCUUUAUUAGAUGACAGUUCAUCACCAACAAUACGAGAAGCAACACUGACUACGGACAAUGUGCUGAUGCUUAGUGCAUCGGCUAAUAAGCGUGGCCGAGGUCGUGGCACUCAUUUAAGACAACAGUUCAAAGCACCUGAUCCGCUCUGGAAAGUAUCAGAGUUAACCAGCGAACAAUUUCAUUCUAAGGCUCGUCCAUCACAACCUGAUGAACCAAACAAUAUUAGCGACGAAAUAAAAGUUUUGGUAAACUAUUUUCCAAUUCUCGAUUUUCCACGAAAUGGUCUUGUUUAUCAAUAUGAUAUUCAAAUAAACAAUAAAAAGGGUUCAGAACAUACCCUUUACCGCCAACGUGCGUUGUAUCAAUGUUGGCUGAGUCAAUAUUGUCACCGAUAUCGACAAAUUGAUAAAUCUAAAAUUGUUUUUGAUAAUCGAAAAAUUAUCUUUACACUUGACCAACAGCUACCAAACAUUGACGAGACGGGGAUCACUGAAAAAAUAAGGGCAUUGAAUAAAGUUAAUCGUCUUGAAGAAUAUGAAGUUUGCAUUAAACGAGUAGGUGAUCCGAUUGAUUUUAGUUUGUUAAAUUCUCUGAAAACAUUUCACCAAAUGGAAAACAACUCCAAUAUCAAUUAUAAUGAUGUAAAAAAGAUUAAACAGAUUUUCUCAAUUGUAUUGCAUGAGAACUGUUCAUCCCUGGCUACUUAUAUUUAUAAUCGGUCAUUUUUUACACAACUCCCUUUGGAAAAUGAACACGGCUAUUGGGAUCUAGGUUUCGGUAAAGCUUCAUGGCGAGGUUUCUAUUCGUGUCUUGUCCUUGCUAAUGGUACUCAUCAGCUGCUCAUGAAUCUUGAUGUGAGUCAUGCUGUAUUUCAAAAAGAACAAUCUUUUCUUGAUUUUCUCUGUGAUGUUAUGGUUCAUAGUCCACUUGGUAAGAGGCAUUACCCACAAUGGCAAAAGGUUAAUAAAGCCAAGCUAGAAGAUGUCUUGAACUUUCUAAAUCAAAAUAUUAGUCGUAGUGAUUACUCUGGUGAAAUUGAAUUUUUAUUGCAAAAUUGCCAACACUUAAAUGUACGUUCACACGUGGCUGAUAAGACAAUUGCAUAUAAAAUAGUUGGCUUAGCUGAAGCAGCAUCAAACCAAACAUUCUUAUGGAGAAGACCUCAUGAGAAGGAGCGCCUUAUUACAGUCGAAAAUUACUAUAAAGAACACUAUGGGAUUCCAUUGAACUAUCCAACAUUGCCUACGUUGAAAAUGCAAAAUGAAUCGUGCGUACCAAUGGAAUUUGUUGAUGUCAAACCAGUUAAAGUCAAAAAAAUAACCGACGAACAAAGAGCACUUCUCUGUUUAAAAUCAUCUAUGAAUCCGCCUCAAUAUGUUCAAACGAUUAAAGCAAUCCGUCAGAAUCCAGAACAACAAUGCUUUGACCAAGAUCCAUUCAUAAGGGCAUGGAAUUUGAAUGUUGACGUGAAGAUGCUUGAAAUAAAAGCGCGCAUUUUACCUGCACCAGAAAUUGUUUAUAAUAAAAAUUUUCGCGUUUGUGGUGGACAGCAGCGGUCACCAGGUGUUUGGACUAAUACGAAAACCGAAUUUCUUCGCCCAACUAACUUUCCUCCCGUAUGGGCUUUCAUCAAUCUAUCAUCAUCGAUGAGUGAAAAUUCUUGUAGAAAAUUCUUUGAAGAAUUGAGUAAAGUAGCGUGUGACCGAGGUAUUGAUUGCACUUCACCUGUUAUAUAUGAAGAAUUUUAUCCUCAAUCCAAUUUUGAUUCCUUUACUCAAAUUAUUGCUGAACUGAAAGAUAUGAUGGAAAAAAAUAAUGAAUGCAAAUUUUUCAUAGUCAUCCUACCAGUGGAUAACAAUAUCCGAAAUCGAAUUUAUGGUGAUUUAAAAAAACUGUGUGAAUUACAAUAUGGCUUUGGCAUUGUAACUCAAAUGAUCAAAUUGAAAGAAACAGAACGUGCAGAUAAAUGGAGUUAUUCAAGAUUGAAUAGUAUUUUGCUAAAAAUCAAUACUAAACUCGAUGGUACAAAUUCUAUUCUUUCUGUUCCUGAUGUGAUUGGUCAAUUUUUCUCACGUGGUCAUCAAUAUAUGUAUGUUGGCGUCGAUCUUAGUCAUGGAGCACCUGGUUCAGGUAGAAAAUGCUCCACUGUAGCCGUUGUAGCAUCAGCGGACGAUAUACCUAAUCGAUAUUUCAAAGAAAUCUAUGUACAAGAACGAUCAGCUGAGGCAAGAGGAGAAAGCCGUGAAUGUGUUGUAGAUAUGAAAAAGAUUAUGAAAUCCCUUAUUCGUCAGUACAAAGAACAGCGUGGUUACCCGCCAAAAGCUAUUGUUAUCUAUCGGGAUGGCAUUGCAGAUAGUGAAUUUGACAGUGUGUUCGAGUAUGAACUUAUGGCGACAAGAGAAGCUUGUGUUGAAUUAGCAUCGAUCUAUCGACCUUAUCUUACUUACAUAAUUGUGAAUAAGAGACAUCAUACAAGAUUUUUCCCAGGAGAUCUCAAUGGGAAUGUGAAGGCUGGCACAGUUGUUGAUUCACAUGAAGUUAUUAAUCCAACAACUUAUAAUUUCUUUCUGAAUAGCCAUCAUUCAGAUAAAGGAACAAGUCGUCCAACGCAUUAUCAUGUUUUGUAUGAUGAUAAUAAACUCAAAUCUGAGCAAGUUCAAAUGUUAACUUAUGCGUUAUGUUACACAAGUGCUCGUUGUACGCGUUCAAUAUCUAUGCCAGCACCUGUAAAAUAUGCUGAUUUGUUAGCAUUUCGUGCUAAUUUCUAUAUCGACAUGAAUGAUCCUUUCAAUACAGAGGCAUCUGCUACAGAAGCAUCGAGUCCAGUAAAUGAAGCUGUAAAUAUCUAUAAUAAGAUAAAAAGUAAACGUAUCGAGCUAAGUUCAAAAUUGGCACUUGAUUGUCCGUUAUUUUUAUGA
Molecule: messenger RNA, 2982 nt
Organism: Rotaria socialis
Lineage: Eukaryota; Metazoa; Rotifera; Eurotatoria; Philodinida; Philodinidae
Source: the annotation of a GenBank genome assembly